Molecule: messenger RNA, 2934 nt
Organism: Cercospora beticola
Lineage: Eukaryota; Fungi; Ascomycota; Dothideomycetes; Mycosphaerellales; Mycosphaerellaceae
Source: RefSeq, a predicted model, not a curated record
AUGCGGAAGUCGCUGCGAGCAGCGCUCUCGUCGAACAACAAGACGGGCUUCGACCAUCCCGAUCUGCCCUUUGCUCCUCGCAGCCAAGACGCCCCGCGUGACAGUGAGCAGCGCUACCACCACGGCCGAUCGAGUGCCGCUCCCGCGCUGGAUAGGAGAGCCAGCACGCAGAACAUCAUUUCGACAGCAGGGAAGAACGCUCGGCGCGAUCCUUUGACGGCGCUGUUCUAAUAUUAUCGCAGAUCGCCGCACCUCGUCGCCGCCGACCAGCGACCUCGCGCACCCCUCACCGCAGCCCGGCUCUGGUGUCCUGCGCUCCCAGACGGUGCGAAGAGCGGGCGAUACCAGCAGCACUGCUAGCUACAGCACGAGUGCCCAGUCGCUCCAUUCGCUACACGCCGCAAACUACCCGGCCACCAUUUCCGAGAUAGACCCGCCGCAUCCCUCCGCGCUGCGCAGCGACGACGCCAGCAACUCCCUCUCCUCCAACAGCCCCUCGCCAUUGCUGCCCAUGAGCGCGCACGCCGGCGGCGCACCGGGCAAGACUUCCUCCGACUCUGGCAACACUCCCGCCGCCCUGGAUCGCUGGUCGCAACGCCGGCUGCAGCGGCUGAACACCGAGCAGGGCUUCCGCGAGCAGCGGCAGGGUGGGCAGAGUGUGCUCAGUCCACCUGCCACCGCCCACUCCCACGAGCAUCAGCCCUAUAUACAGCAGCCGGGUGGCCUCUCGCACUACGGCACCUCUGAUGCUCAGCCCCCGCAAUCCCUGCACCAGCCGCAGCAGCAACAGCAAGGCGCCUACCAGACGUCACGUAGUGGUUCCGUAACCGCUCCCAAUAAUCCGCCCCCGCCGCAUUCACACCAGCAGGAAUACUCGCCGCCGGAGAACCACUCGCACUACGUCGCCGACAACACCAUCCGCCCCGCCUUGAACCCAGCGCGAAGCUAUUCGGGGCAGACCGACGACUCGUCGUCCAUGUCGAACAAUGGCUCCAUGACGCAGACCAAGUCGGUGCGCAACGGCAAUCGACAAAGUGUCCAUGACAUGAGGCCACGUGAGGGGUCUCACUCGACACAAGCAGGACAAAUGGCCGCAUUCAGCGCUGCAGUCGUACCUCCGGGGAGUCAAGGCCAGCCGUACAAGGGCAACGGUGGUCAGCCACAGCAGGUGCCGCCUCAGCAACAGCAGCCUGAAGUCGGCCGGGCCACCCCGCAGCCUCUGGCCGUUGCCGAUGAGAUGAACGAUGAUGAAGUCUCGCAACUGGUCAAGGACCACAAAGAGCUUCGCGAGAAGUAUACUAAGGUCAAGAAAUACUACUUCGAAAAGGAGGAUCAAGUCAAACAACUGCAAAACAGCCUCGCACAUCAGCGAUUAGCACAGUCUCGAACUUCACUUGACGAUAGCGAGUACACAACGCGAUUCAACCGAUUGGACGGAUUGGUGGCACAGCUUGCUUUCAGCAUACGUAAGAGUUGGAAGAGCAUACCGCAAUGGCUCGUGGCGUCCAUGAACAAAGAUGCAGUUGCAACAGGCAAGCAAGAGAUGACUGCUGCCGGCAGGGCGUUCAUAUCAAAUUGGCUGGUGAGCGAAGUCUUCCAGAAGUACUUCCAUCCGGACCUCGAGCCCUCCCUUUCCGCGCAGCUCCGGAGCAUCCAGGCGAACAUCCGACGGCAUGCUCCAUUGGCACAGAGCACAGAAGAGGAGGAGUACUUGACAUCAAAGGUAGUCAACUGGAGAUUGGCAACGCUGGAUGGACUGGCGGAGACUCUUCGAUCUCCACAAUGCCCAGAGAACCGUCAACGUCUUACCGACUCUCUCAAAGACGGUCUUGUUUCUGCCCUCGCACAGCACCUGCAAGACCCUCCUCCAUCGGAUUUGGAAGGUGGGGUCCACAUGAUCAUCGAACUCGUGGUGAGCAUCGCGAUACACCUCCCACUCGAAAGCAGAGACGUCAACAUUGAAUACUUCCCGCCCGGCUACAGCAUCUUGAGCGAUCAAAUGAAGAUUGAAUCUGGAAUCCCACCCCUGGUUACUUCUGUGGCAGACGACCAGGCAGACCGUGCGAGCAUGAAGAGCGCUGCGAGCGACGUGACAGACAUGACCGACAGUAAUCCUGACCAAAGCUCUGUCCGGCGGGAAAAGAGAAGUAUGCUCAGUGCAAUUACAGGAGGCAAACCAAGAUCGAGCAAGCACGCCGGUGCUUCGUCUGGUAGCCUUGGUCGCCCUGAAAGUGCUCAAGGUGUCAAGGAAGACUUGCCGCCACGCGUGCGCAUGGCCGCAGGCAUUAGUGUGUCUGUGCGAGGACGUGCUAUUCUCGUCAAGGCACCAGUUUUUAGCACGUGAGCCAUUGCCGACCAAACGUACACUGGAAUUGGAACCACCCACGUGCGAGAUUGAUCACUCACAAACCAACUGCCCCCAAUCGCUCUUUCGAGGAUGCAAGGAGCAACCUCGUUUCUCUCAAGCUUCUCUUACACACUUUAUGCCGGAUCAUUUAAGACGAGCUCUUCGACAAGCUUGACUAGAGCACCAGACCAGAUACCCUUUGCUUCGUUGAUGUGCCAGAAAUCAUCUGUCGGGAGUUGCAUGGAAGUGGAGUCGAAUGGACCUGAGUUGGGCAUCGGAAGAUUAGAUUGCGUGCGGUUGCCUUGGAAAAAGGCGUAAAUGAGGACACAAGAGUUGGGCGACUGUCGCACUUUCUUAACACGGAGCAGGCUGUGCAUGGCUUCUGCCUUCACUCCGGCGGAUACUGCAUGCGUCCGAGCCGCGGAAGUGUGAGGCAAAGGUAUAUAGCCUUCAGCCGUCUGUGCGAUUUGCAGAACGGCGGCGGCCGACUGGUCGCCUUUGCUUGGAAGGAUUGUAUAAGAUGCAAAAAGAGAAAAUAGCUUUCUAGCUGCGAACAGGACGGAAGCUCUUGAUUUGGACGCUACCUU